UCUUGGGAACUGCGCUCCUCGGCAACAAGGGCGAAAUUAUCUCCCGGGUUUGUAGCCAGCUUCCGGUGCAGUUGGCCGGGGGCGGGGCGCUUCGGCCAUUACGCUCCUGGACGCGCGUGCGCGGCGGAGUAUCAUGGCGCUGUGGGGCCGGUGGCCCCUGUCUGCUCCACGUCUGUGGGCUCUGGGAGUAUUGCAGGUGGAAGAAGGUGCUUAUCUCUUUCUGUGAGUGCUUCAGGCAUUUUUGGAAGCAGAGGCAACAGUGAGAAGAAGUUUUCCCUGCAGGAUGUAGCUGAGCUGAUUCGGACCAGAGUCUGCCAGAGAGUGGUGAUCAUGGUGGGCGCCGGGAUUAGCACACCCAGUGGCAUUCCGGACUUCAGAUCUCCAGGGAGUGGUCUAUACAGCAACCUCCUGCAGUACAACAUCCCGUACCCUGAGGCCAUUUUUGAACUUGAAUUUUUCUUUCACAACCCAAAGCCUUUUUUCACUUUGGCCAAACAACUGUAUCCUGGGAACUAUCGGCCCAAUAUUACUCAUUACUUCUUCCGGCUGCUCCAUGACAAGGGCCUGCUUCUGCGGCUCUACACUCAGAACAUCGAUGGGCUUGAGAGAGUGUCUGGCAUCCCUGUUUCAAAGUUGGUCGAAGCUCAUGGAACCUUUGCCUCAGCCACCUGCACCGUCUGUCGAAGAUCCUUCCCAGAGAAGGACUGGUGGGCUGAUGUGAUGAUGGACAGGGUGCCCUGCUGCCCAGUUUGCGCUGGUAUCGUGAAGCCUGAUAUUGUGUUCUUUGGGGAGCCGCUGCCUGAGAGGUUCUUGUUACAUGUGCUUGAUUUCCCCAUGGCGGAUCUGCUACUCAUCCUUGGGACCUCCCUGGAGGUGGAACCUUUUGCCAGCUUGUCUGAGGCGGUAGGUGCCUCUGUGCCUCGACUACUCAUCAACAGGGACCUAGUAGGAACCUUUGCUUGGCGUCCUCGAAGCAGAGAUGUGGUUCAGCUGGGCGAUGUGGUUCACAGUGUGGAAAGACUGGUGGAACUUCUGGGCUGGACAAAAGAGUUGCAGGACCUUGUUCAGCGGGAAACUAGAAAGGCCUGAGAUGUGCCAGCAACUUAUCUCUUCUCUGUUCCAGCUGGAUGGACAAGACAGAUAGAAGAAUGACUGCCUCAUGUUCAGGAAACAAGUUACACAGGAGAUCUACAUCCCAUUUCUGAAGACAGCCUAGGAAGACUCAGAAAUCUUGGCCAAACCACAACAUGCAGCCUGAGGUAGCAUGGAGGCCUGAGGCUGCAUCAGGAUGUGUGCUGGGAAGGACCUGUUUGUGCUUGGGGCCACCUGGCCAAGGUUGCCUGGCAGCUGUCAUGUUUGUGUGCUCAGCUCUUUACUCUGCUGACACUCAUUGUAAAAUAUUUUGUUGUGAAGAUGACCUUUUAGGACAACUGGAAUCCUGGGCUGUCUGUAGGUCAGCGUGGCAUAUCUGCUGAGAUGCUCAGCUUGGGCUCAGGUGAUAUACUAGGGUCUUCUAGCAUGUUAUUCUCUGCAGUUGGAUUGUUUUUAGAGUCUUAUCCUUUAUUCUCACAUGAAAUAAUUUUACUGUCAACAGUAGGUAGGUGCAUAAUUGUUUUUGUCUCCUCAAAUUGAUAACAAGUGUUGAUAAGGCCUAUGCAAAGUGGAACGAACCUUCAGGGUAUGAGUUUCCCCUUCUAGCACAGUCAGGACUGAGUACGUCUACCCUUGAAUUCAUGCUUAAAUUGGCCUCGUAUGAGAGCGCUCAUCUCCUCUCUGCUGGCUGUCCAUUUGAUUUUACCCUGAGAUGUUCAUGCCUGACUCCUCCAGAUUUCUUUUUAAUUUUGAGACAGGGUCUCACUGGAUAGUUCAGGCUGGCCUUGAACUCAUUAGCUCAGGCGAGCUUCAAACUUGCAGUGGUCCUCCUGCCUCAACCUCCCAAGUGGUGGGAUUACAGGCAUGCACCACCAUGCCUGGUAUUCCUCCACAUAGUCUGUCUGGCACUUCCCUCCUCACCCAGUACCUCUUGCUAUAAUGGUACCAAAGUCAGUUCUAUCCAUAUGGAGGGCAUCACUUCCUGGGAAACCUUGCUGGCCCUGGCAGAACUCACAGCUGUGUGCAUGUCCUCCUCCUUGGCAUUGUGUUGAAGCACCUGUCUGUAAGCAGUCCUGCAGUAGGCCAGAGCUAAGAAAGACAGACUUAACUAAUAGAUGCAACAGAAGGGAGUCUCGUGACCUUGUUCCUUGCUGAUGACAAAA
This is a messenger RNA of Cavia porcellus (domestic guinea pig), 2255 nucleotides long. It is a transcript of the gene Sirt3, whose product is annotated as sirtuin 3. Gene Ontology annotation, molecular function: histone deacetylase activity, NAD-dependent; NAD+ binding. Gene Ontology annotation, cellular component: nucleus. NCBI's taxonomy places the organism in Eukaryota, Metazoa, Chordata, Mammalia, Rodentia, Caviidae. The record is from RefSeq and is a predicted model, not a curated record. Bases 331 to 1089 code for a protein of 252 amino acids. The transcript is spliced from 7 exons.